CAGAAGCAAAAAUGUCUGUAAUAAUACGCCUUCAGGGCCUACCAUGGUCUGCAAGUGCCAUGAACAUUCGCCAUUUCUUCAGUGGACUCAGUAUACCAGCGGGUGGUGUUCAUAUCAUCGGUGGAGAUGGUGGUGAUGCCUUCAUUGCAUUUAGUUCUGAUGACGAUGCUAGAGUAGCCAUGAAGAAGAACUUGUGUCCUCUCAAUGGGACACCUGUCCAGCUGUUCUUGAGCAGUAAAGCAGAAAUGCAGAGUGUUAUCGAUGCUGCCCGCUCAGGUGGGUCCUCAGCUACUGCCACACCAGUUUUAAAUGCUGGCAGCUUGAAUAUUCCCCAAGCUCCAGCGUCUCAGCAGCCAAGGCAGUUCAACAACCUGGCUGGGGCAUAUCCAGUGGAUAACCAAAACAACAGCAACCUCUCUGCUCAACAGCAGCUCAGUGGUUUUAAUGCCGAUGUUGGAAAUCAGUUUGGCAAGAAUGAUUGGCCAGGGUUUUCUAUGUAUGGGGGUAGAGAAGAUCAGGGAGCUCAAGGCCAGUUUAACCUGCAAAACCAGAAAUCCGCACCGAAUGAGAAUUUUAUGGGAAUGCAAGGGAAUAUCAAUGCACGGGGAGGCUUCCCAUCUGCCCAGCAGCCUGCUAAAAUAUCUCCUGAGCCUCAGCCGCAGUUCCCAGACCCUAAAGCUAUCCUAGCAUCUAUUGGGUUAGGUGGGGCACCACAACAGAAUUCUGAAAUGCCUUCCAUGGGACAGUUGAAUUCAAUGAACCAGAAAUCAAAUAUGUUUAACGAUGCUAUGGGAUCAAUGCAAGGAAAUAUGUCAACAAAUCUAGGUGUCAAUCAAUCUGAAUCUUCCUCUGCUGCUCCGGGCAUGUUACCUGGUUUAGGAAGAGGCCAAGGUAAUUUUCCUGGUCAGAUGAUGCAUGGAUUAAACCGAGGUUUUAAUAACCAGGUACCAAACAGGUUUGGACCAGGCAAUGUCCCAGCAGGCAGAGACCCAAUAAAUGAUGGUACAAUGGGCAGGCCUAAUGUUUUAGGAGACAAGGGACCAGUUUUACCUGAGGGGAUCAAAUCUAUGUUAGCCAGUGAAAAAUUUAAUCAGUUCCUGGAGGAACAUAAAUCAAAGUUGAAUCUUGAUGAUAGGAAUAAGGAAAUGAUGCAAUGGGCUGGUGGUCCUCAGCAAGAUCUACAUGUUACAUCUCACCAGAAACCUUUUGAACUUCCAGGGAAAGCUGACCCGUCAAUGUUGGGUAGAGAGGGACAGCAAUUUGAGCAGUUCCCACUUCGAGGUGGCUCAACUGAGAAAAUGAACAGAAUCCCUGGUGAAUUAGAUUCCUCUGGGCCUGCAGGUCAAGACAUGCCCUACCCAGGAAGAGACGGAAGAUUGUUAGGUAGAUUUCCCGGUGAUGAACCAGCUGGAAGAUUCAACAUGGACAGGUUCCCUGACAGGGCUGUUGACAGGUUUGAUAGCCGCCGCCCCCCGCCAGAUGACUCAAUGCCAAGCACCAGGUACCCUCCUGACGACGAACCUGAACCGAAUAGUCUGAUUGACUCCAGGCCACCUCACAUGAGGGGAAGACCCGAUGAGAAGCCAUUCCUUCCUGAAGAACAAAAGUUUCCAGCUAGAGAUGCAGGUUUUCAGCCAGAUGAAAGGUUUCAAGAAGGAGAUAGGAAAUACCCCCCAAGAGGUUUUCCUAUGGACAACAGGUUCCCGCCAGAUGACCACCGGCGCUUUGGUCCUGAUGACAGGAGGUUCCCACUUGGCUUAGAUGGUUUCAGAUUUCCUGGUGAUGAAGGCAGGUUUCCACCCGAGGAGAGAAUGGGGAUGCACCAAGAUAGAAUGAGGCCAGAUGAAUUUAUGGGGAGAAGACCAGGAGAUAACCCAUUUGCACCUGAGGAUGUUAGGUUCAGGGAGAGGGAGGAAGAAUUGAGACAAAGAGAAUUUGAGAGAAGCCGAAGGGGACCAGAUGAUAGAUUCAUGCAUGAAGGUCGGCCAGGGUUUAGAGAUUUUGAACCUAAUGAGGGGAGGUUUUUCCACCCUGAUCGCCGCUUUCCACCUGAAAGAGGCUUUAGGGGAGAUGUGGAAGAUUUCAGAGCUCCACCUGGUUUUAUGGAUGAUAGAAAUGAAGGUCCGAGCAGAUGGGAUCGCUUUGGUGGAAACAGAGAAGGGGAUGACAAAUUCCCAAGGCCUGGGGGAAGAGCUCCAUUGCUUGAAAACCCAGACCUAACUGCUGUGAGACGUCCUGACAGAGUUGGAGGCUUAGAUUCUACUGAGGUACCAAUGGAUAUGGACCAAAGGGCAGGGAGAGACAUGGAGCCCAUGAAAGCUCAUGGCAUUGAUGCUAGGCCUGGAUUUGAAGGUAGAAGGCCAGGAUUUGAAGGGAGAGGUGGGCAUGGGUUUGAUGGAAGGGGAGGAUUUGAAGGCCGUGGAGGCCCAAGAUUUGAUGGAAGAGGGCCAGGCUUUGGAAUGGAAGGGCCAAGAGGCCUUGAUGAAGGAAGGAGACCUGGUAUGGGAUUUGAUGAAGGAUUUAGAGGACCAGGAAUGGAGGGAAUGAGAGGGAGAGGUAUGGAAGGCAUGAGAGGAAGAGGAAUAGAUGGAAAUAGAGGAAGAGGCAUAGAAGGAAGAGGUGGACAUAAUGAACCUUUACCUAAACCUGGUAUGGGUAUAAUGGAUGAAAACCGCUUUGAUUAUGCACAUGGUCCUCUGGGUCGUGGUGGACCAAUGGGUGAUGAUGAAUUUGGAACUGGGGAUUUUGACAAUAGAUUUCCAGGGCCACCUGGUAGGGGCGGCAUGUUUGAAAGACGUGGGAGAGGGGACCCCUUUAUGAGGGGCAGGCCAGGUCAUUAUGGAAGAGGACGUGGAAUGGAUAUGGAUAGGCGUCUGGAUGAGGCUGGUCAUGAGAGCAGAUUUAAUAUGGAUGUGGAUGCAAGGAAAAUUGGAGGUCGCCCAGAUGGCCCACCUCUAAGACCUUUUCCUGCAGAUCAGAAUAAAGGACCGGAUUUUAAUAUUAAGCCUGGAAGCGGGAAAGGCCUUCUGGGUGAUGCUCCCCCACCUGAAGUAAACAAAGACAAUGAAAGUAAAGCAGAACCAGAUCGAAAAGAUGCUUCUCACUCAGAAGCAUCAAAACGAGAUUAUGAUCACAGAUCAAGAAGAAGCAACGAUAGAGAUAGAAAAUCAUCAGACAGGCGCGAUCGAGAUAGAGAUGACCGCAGGUUUGAUGACAGAGACAGGUCAAGGUAUCGCUAUGAGAGGGAUCGGAGAAGGUCAAGGUCUAGAGACAGGGGCAGCCGAGAUAAAGAUGGCCGCCGUAGUCGUGAUCGACCUUCUUUUAGAGAUCAUGACUCUAAAACAAGUUCACCCAGAAGACAGGAGGCAAAGACCAGAUAUGUUCAUAUUAGAAACUUGCCACUGACUGCAAAUUAUAAAGAUGUUAGAAGAUUUUUGCAUCCAAUAGAUAUUCCAUUUGAUGGCCUUAAAGUAAUAAAUGAUGAUCAAGGACAGCGAAUAGGAGAAGCUUAUGUUCAGUUUCGACGAUUAGAUGAUGCCUCUAGAGCUCUGAGAAGAAAUGGGGAAAAGGCCAAUGGGCAAGUUGUGAGUGUAAUCAGCUGUACAGAGGCUGAAUAUGAUAAAGCUGUGGACUCUUUUGUACCAGGCAGAAGAGACACAGCAGCUUCUAUUAUUAGUCAAGAUAAAGAUAAAAUGAACUUAGCAGCAAAGAAACCAGCAAUUGAUGAUAAAAUCAGAUACAUAAUAGAAUUUAAAAACCUGCCUCUUAGUGUCACAAAGCAGGAUAUUUCUCAGUUUUUUAGGGGACUUGUUAUAGAGAAUAAUGGUGAAGCCAGCUAUAUUGAAUUUGAUGCGUCUGGACAAGCCACUGGUAAUGGCUUUGUUGAAUUCAAAAAUGACUUUGAUUAUAAAAAGGCCUUAACGCUUGAUGGAAGUGUAUUGGGAACUUCCACGGUUAGGGUUUCUCCGGGUAAAAAAGAAGAAGCAGAUGAAUUAAAAAUGAAACAACAAGAAAUGUUCCAGAGGGCAGCUCUUCGUAACCUGAGUGGUUCUAGAAUAGUCCAACAAAGCCCAUCAGGAGCAACUGGGAGGCCUGCUCUGAUGGGACCAAGACCAAACACAGCACAGCAGAAUAACCCACCCCCUCAACCCCAGACACCAACUAGCAGCAGCAGAGCCUCCACACCACAGCAGGAUCAACAGAACAUCGACACUGUUUGUGUGCACAUACAGGGACUGCCACUCCUUGCUACACCACAGGACAUCCGCGAAUUCUUCGCAGACUGUCAGAUAGCCAUGAGAGGUAUCAACAUAGCUCAUGAUGGCAGAGGAAAACCCCUGGGUGAGGGGUUUGUUGAGUUCAAAUUUAAAUCAGAUUUCGAGAAGGCAAUUAAAAAAGAUAAAACAUCUUUAGGGCGGCACAUUGUUGCCGUGAAACCUAUUGGCAAAAAAGAAAUGCUUGAUAGACUUGACAAUGCCAGGCAGAAAGGGUUGCCCUUACAGCAGUCUCCGCAGCAAAUUCAAACCCAAAGCCCUGAGGAUGUGCAGAAAGGUCAAGAGCAAACAAAUCAACCACCAGAAGCUCUGAACCCACAGGCAGGUAUUCAAACCCCACAGAACACGCCAGGUAAACCUGCAACACCCAACGCUGGCUCCCUACCCCCAGGCAACCCCGCAGCACCUGGUAACAAACCAGAAACUCCUGCGACACUUGGGAGUAAAUCUAUUCCACCGGGUGUUCUCAAUAAAAACUGGUUCUAUGUGCGCUGUCAGAACUUUCCAGCAGAUAUCUCUAUUGCAGAAAUUUUACACUUUUUCCAAGGUUUCCGCCCCAUUGGUGACUCAAUAAGACUUCAUUACUCUAGUGAAGGAAAACCAACUGGAAAUGCUGUUGUUGGCUUUGGAUCAGCAGAAGAGGCACAGAGAGCUUUACAGUGUUUAAAUCUUAACAACUGCAGACAAAAUAUCAUCACACUUUAUCCAGCUUAAGAUUAGAACCAAGUUAACAAGCUAAUCAAUACAAGGAUGCAGAUUUGGAAUUCUUUCAUGUACUAUACGUCCGGCCUGGCUGACUAUACUGCAUCAUCAUAUUGUGUAUUGGUCUAUGGAGAUAACAUACAUUUCUGGUCUGCCUAUUGCUUGUAUGUAAUUAAUACAUAGUUAAAAUAGAGAUGUACAAAUGCAGUUUUUAAACGUUUAGUAUUAAAUGCCAAGCAAGAAAGUGUAUGGCAUUGCUUUUUAAUUACACUGUGACUACUCUUGUUGUGUUUUUUUACAUUGAAAUGUUUUGAAUAGUAACAUUGUAUUCAAAGUAAUUGUGCAGAAGAAUGAUACAAUUUUUAUCACUCUCCCGUCUAUUUGUUGUAGAUACUUUCAUUUG
This is a messenger RNA of Physella acuta, 5379 nucleotides long. Its product is annotated as collagen alpha-1(XI) chain-like. Lineage: Eukaryota; Metazoa; Mollusca; Gastropoda; Physidae. Gene Ontology annotation, molecular function: RNA binding. The record is from RefSeq and is a predicted model, not a curated record.